UGCCCAUCUCGACACUCGCACCGCUCCUGUCGGCCGGUCUUUCUCAGUCCCCCCUCGCACCGCAGCCACUGUCGAAGCCAUGUCGUCAUUUCGACUGCUCCACGUUUUGCGCCCCUUCAUCUCGAUGAUGCCGGAGGUCGCCUCCCCUGACCGCAAGGUCCAGUUUAAGGAGAAAGUGAUGUGGACCGCCCUCACUCUCUUCAUUUUCCUGGUCUGCUCCCAAAUUCCCCUCUACGGCAUCAUGUCCUCGGAGUCGUCUGACCCCAUGUACUGGAUCCGCACCAUCCUGGCCUCGAACCGUGGCACCCUCAUGGAGCUCGGCAUCACUCCGAUCAUCACCUCUGGCAUGAUCAUGCAGCUCCUGGCCGGCGCUCAGAUCAUCGAGGUCGAUUACUCUCUGAAAGAAGACCGCGCUCUCUUCUCUGGCGCUCAGAAACUGUUCGCUAUGGUCAUGGCUGUCGGCACCGCCACCGUCUCGGUCUGGUCCGGUGUCUACGGCAACCCCAAGGAAAUUGGUCUCGGCAUCUCCAUCCUCCUUGUGCUCCAGCUCUGCUUUGCUGCCCUGAUCACCAUGCUCCUCGACGAGCUGCUGCAGAAGGGCUACGGUCUUGGAUCGGGCAUCUCGCUCUUCAUCGCCACCAACAUCUGCGAGACCAUCGUCUGGAAGGCCUUCUCGCCCACCACGUACAACACCGGCAAGGGAACCGAGUUCGAGGGCGCCGUCAUUGCUUUCUUCCACCUGCUCUUCACCCGCAACGACAAGUUCCGCGCCCUCAAGGAGGCCUUCUAUCGCCAGAACUUCCCCAACCUGAUGAACCUGCUCGCCACCAUCGUCAUCUUCGCCCUGGUCAUCUACCUGCAGGGCUUCCGUGUCGAGAUCCCCGUCAAGUCGAACAAGUUCCGCGGUCAGCAGGGCUCUUACCCCGUCAAGCUCUUCUACACCUCCAACAUGCCCAUCAUGCUGCAGUCGGCCCUCGUCUCCAACAUCUUCUUCAUUUCCCAGCUCCUCUACCGCUGGUUCCCUGACAACAUUCUUGUUCGCAUCCUCGGUGUCUGGAAGAACAUUGAUGGCGUUCCUCAGGACUCUGCUGUUGGUGGAUUCGCGUACUACAUCUCGCCUCCCAAGAGCCUUGCCGGUGCCCUCCUGGACCCCAUCCACUUUGUCAUCUAUGUCAGCUUCAUGCUUGCGGCCUGCGCCUUCCUGUCCAAGACCUGGAUUGAAGUCUCUGGCUCGUCUCCUCGCGAUGUCGCCCGCCAGCUGAAGGAGCAGCAGCUCGUCAUCCGGGGCCACCGCGAGGGAUCCAUGUACAAGGAGCUCAAGCGCAUUAUCCCCACCGCUGCUGCCUUUGGCGGUCUCUGCAUUGGCGCCCUCUCUGUCGUCGCUGACCUCUUGGGUGCUAUCGGCUCUGGCACGGGUAUCCUGCUUGCCGUCACCAUCAUCUACCAGUACUUUGAAAUCUUCUUGAAGGAACAGCACGAGCAGGGACAGAGCCUCUUCUAAAUCGUUUGAGAGAUCUGGCGCAAUAGGGCUCCGGCCAUCGUUUCCUCUCUUCCCUGCGACACCAGUUCAGUUCUGAGUUGACCUGGGACCGCCGACUAAGGAACGGCUCUUGAUCUGCCGAUCCGAUAGACAGCGCAUCACGCGCUUGGAGGAACCGCGAGCCGGAAUGUUGGUUGAAGGGUGGAUUGUUUGUGUCCUUGCUCUAAUUACAUACAGUCAAUUCAGAAAGAAACGUGACCGUUCCUUUAUGGCUUCAGUUCUCUGAACCCCGCUGACUGGCCGUAGGCCCCAGUGAGCAAGCCGUGAGAUUGUUUCCCGUCCUGGUUGGCAAUCGAGUGGUUUUGGUUGGUUUCGGGAGCACAGUCUUGAAUACACCCGGUCGAUCUCCUGUGGCGAUGAUC
Polychytrium aggregatum is the source of this 1902-nucleotide messenger RNA. Its product is annotated as SecY subunit domain-containing protein. The record is from RefSeq and is a predicted model, not a curated record. Gene Ontology annotation, molecular function: signal sequence receptor activity; transmembrane protein transporter activity; ribosome binding. NCBI's taxonomy places the organism in Eukaryota, Fungi, Chytridiomycota, Chytridiomycetes, Polychytriales. The transcript has 6 exons. Gene Ontology annotation, cellular component: Sec61 translocon complex; membrane. Gene Ontology annotation, biological process: SRP-dependent cotranslational protein targeting to membrane, translocation; post-translational protein targeting to membrane, translocation. The coding region runs from base 80 to 1501 and encodes 473 amino acids.